Funneliformis geosporum is the source of this 153-nucleotide messenger RNA. The record is from the annotation of a GenBank genome assembly. NCBI's taxonomy places the organism in Eukaryota, Fungi, Glomeromycota, Glomeromycetes, Glomerales, Glomeraceae.
GUUUCAAGAAGUUCAAAGCCCACACGAACGUUAACAUUAAGGAUGCUAAGAGGCAAAAGAAAAGCCUAUAAUGAUAUUGUGAAAUUAAGUAAAUCUUACAAAAAGAAAAGAAAUGUUAUUCAACAAAUUGAGGAUGGAAAAAUUAGAUAUUGA